Molecule: messenger RNA, 571 nt
Organism: Dentiscutata erythropus
Lineage: Eukaryota; Fungi; Glomeromycota; Glomeromycetes; Diversisporales; Gigasporaceae
Source: the annotation of a GenBank genome assembly
AUGGCAAAUCUUAAGAUACCCGAACUUCCAUUGGAUUGUAUUUUAGAAAUUUUGAAUUUUUUAAAGGAUGAUAAAAAUUCACUUGUAUCUUGUAUUUUGUCUAAUCGAACUUGGUGUCAACUUACAAUUCCUAUAUUAUGGUAUAAACCUUUUGAACAUCUUUUAUAUCGUGAGGAAGGAGCAAAACUUAUUCAAACUUAUGUUUCUUUACUCGCUGAUUCCGAAAAACAACAAUUAACAAAUUCCGGUAUCAAAAUACCCAUUACAGCCAGACCUUUAUUCAAUUAUGCACAAUAUUUAAGAGAAUUUGAUAUUGACCAUUUUCAAAUGGCAGUUCAGGAUUGGCAUUGGAUGUUAAUAAAAGAUAAUCCAAGUGCGGUUAUUUUAACUCCUUUUCGAACUAGAUUAGUAGGAAAUUUAAUCUUUAGUCAUUGUAAUGGUAUACAUUAUUUAAAGAUUAAUACAGCAAAUAGUAAAUUAAUAGAUGUCACAUCAUGGGCAGAUGCUCAACUGGCUUUAAAUACACUUCAAAAAAUAGAAGUUCAUUUUGAUACAGGACUUGAAGAACUUU